Molecule: messenger RNA, 1056 nt
Organism: Schistosoma spindalis
Lineage: Eukaryota; Metazoa; Platyhelminthes; Trematoda; Strigeidida; Schistosomatidae
Source: the annotation of a GenBank genome assembly
AUGAUAGAUGAUGAUGAUGAUGAUGAUGAUGAUGAUGAUGAUGAUGAUGAUGAUGAUGAUGAUGAUGAUGAUGAUGAUGAUGAUGAUGAUGAUGAUGAUGAUGAUGAUGAUGAUGAUGAUGAUGAUGAUGAUGAUGAUGAUGAUGAUGAUGAUGAUGAUGAUGAUGAUGAUGAUGAUGAUGAUGAUGAUGAUGAUGAUGAUGAUGAUGAUGAUGAUGAUGAUGAUGAUGAUGAUGAUGAUGAUGAUGAUGAUGAUGAUGAUGAUGAUGAUGAUGAUGAUGAUGAUGAUGAUGAUGAUGAUGAUGAUGAUGAUGAUGAUGAUGAUGAUGAUGAUGAUGAUGAUGAUGAUGAUGAUGAUGAUGAUGAUGAUGAUGAUGAUGAUGAUGAUGAUGAUGAUGAUGAUGAUGAUGAUGAUGAUGAUGAUGAUGAUGAUGAUGAUGAUGAUGAUGAUGAUGAUGAUGAUGAUGAUGAUGAUGAUGAUGAUGAUGAUGAUGAUGAUGAUGAUGAUGAUGAUGAUGAUGAUGAUGAUGAUGAUGAUGAUGAUGAUGAUGAUGAUGAUGAUGAUGAUGAUGAUGAUGAUGAUGAUGAUGAUGAUGAUGAUGAUGAUGAUGAUGAUGAUGAUGAUGAUGAUGAUGAUGAUGAUGAUGAUGAUGAUGAUGAUGAUGAUGAUGAUGAUGAUGAUGAUGAUGAUGAUGAUGAUGAUGAUGAUGAUGAUGAUGAUGAUGAUGAUGAUGAUGAUGAUGAUGAUGAUGAUGAUGAUGAUGAUGAUGAUGAUGAUGAUGAUGAUGAUGAUGAUGAUGAUGAUGAUGAUGAUGAUGAUGAUGAUGAUGAUGAUGAUGAUGAUGAUGAUGAUGAUGAUGAUGAUGAUGAUGAUGAUGAUGAUGAUGAUGAUGAUGAUGAUGAUGAUGAUGAUGAUGAUGAUGAUGAUGAUGAUGAUGAUGAUGAUGAUGAUGAUGAUGAUGAUGAUGAUGAUGAUGAUGAUGAUGAUGAUGAUGAUGAUGAUGAUGAUGAUGAUGAUGAUGAUGAUGAUGAUGAUGAUGAUGAUGAUGAUGAUUGA